This is a messenger RNA of Ciona intestinalis (vase tunicate), 2499 nucleotides long. The record is from RefSeq and is a predicted model, not a curated record. Lineage: Eukaryota; Metazoa; Chordata; Ascidiacea; Phlebobranchia; Cionidae.
UUGGGAAAAUGCAUUUUUUUUAAUGUUUGCACGAACCGUUUCGUCAUUUUAGCUAUUCGCCGUGUUCUCGCAAUGUAACCGAUGCGGUUAAAAUAGUGCGCACGUUUAUGUCGUCAAUAAUUACGGAACAAAGAAACCAAAGAGUAUAUUGUCGGCCGAACGUAAGAAAGUUGAUUUUAAUAUAAAUAGGAUUUAUUUCUACUAAAAAAAUCCGGGCGUUUUUCGACGAUCCGGACGGUGACAUUAUCACUGAAAAAGGGGUAUUUUUACAAUCCUGCCUUUAAGUGGGGGCAGACGCGCUAACUAGUCAUGGCACCAAUCGCAUGACUUUUUCGCAAAAAGUAUACAGUAGUUGGCAGUUGGACAUGAGAAACAUCUUGUUGUUAAAGUUUUAUGAUUUUGAUUUUACAUCACCCAGCACAGCGUAUUAGUUAAUUGAAUGCUAUCAAGUUAAAUGGGGUGUGGUUCUAGCCAACAGUCUAGUGUGCAGUUGGCACAUACCAUUACAGCACAUCAAUCCAUCAGGCAGCAGAUAGUUGCACCACAUACUAAAGUUUUGACUCAAGAGCUAAAUGCUUUUCAACCUUUAUCUCUGACAGUAGAUCAUGAGAUUCCACCUAUACCUCCACCAACGAACUAUAAGAAUAUAACUUCAACUGAUUCUACCAAGAAACAAAUGCUUAUUACUGAAGAAAUGGUGUAUGAUUUUGAAGCAAUAGGUGUGGUAAUUAAUGCCCAUGAGAGAAACAACAUAAUAGCUAUACAUGAAGAUAAAAAUCGACAACUACAUGAAAUACAAGCAGAAAUAAUUGCUCUUAAACAAAGAUAUAAAGAGCUCAAAACAAAAAGUAAAGAAGAACAUGCUGAAGUAGACGACAUUAAAAAACUAAAGUCGAUGGUCAAGUUUUUCAGCAAUCAGGAACAAUAUGACAGAAAACUUUCAGAGCAAGAAGAGGAUUUUGGAAAAGCUCCUUUACCAGUGAUAACGUCACCGUCCAGAUCGUCGAAAAACACAUACAUUCAAUCAAAAACUGAACUAGAAGAUUGUGAGAAUCAAUUGAAACUACUGAGUCAACAAAGUUCCAGACUUGAUGCAGAAACCACAGAAUUGAAACAAAAUGUAGACGAUCUCCUACAACUUUAUGCAAAACAAGAUGAAAUAUUAGAGUUAGCAUUUGGUGGUGUUUAUGGCAGUAAUGAAGAGGAUCAAUUAGAAGAUACACUUGACAAACUGGUAAGAAAAAAUCAAAGAAUAAGACUCACCAUGCAACUUUGGUCUAUAGCAAAGAACUUAACAGAAACUGCACAACAGCAGAUUGAAUUUGCGUGCAAAAGGUGGAUGGACAUUGCUUUCAUACCUGCAAAAGCAUCAUACCAACUGCUAAAAGUACAGACAAUAUCAGAAGCCCGUAAUUAUCUUAUAACUGCAUCGCGUAAUUUGAGUUCUUCCCAUCGCUACUUUCAUCCUGUGGUACCCCCUUACUGCGAUUCUAAUGAGGUUGGAAUACUAAAUAAAGCUAUCACAUACAUAUUUAUUGAUGGUUUUUCGCGUGAGCGACAUGCUCAUGCUUAUAAUGUCUACAGAACCACAGCAGCACGGUCUCGAUUACUUGCUAAAUGGGCGAAUUCGGUUAUCACUGGUAAAAUCAAGAGCGAUUUGGAGGCUUCAAAUUUGGAAACUAACACAUGUCGCAAAGCACUGAGGAAAGAAAGAAUAAGAUUAAUGUCAAACCAAGUAAAAGAACUGACUGGAAAAGUGUUAACCCUGACAGAACAUCCAGAAAAACAAGCUAAGUUUGAGGAAACUGCAAUUGUGAAACUAUCUGACACUGCUGAAGUACAAAAAGUAGAGAGAUCAGAGCAAUUGGAAAAGCAGCUUCAACAAGCUAAGACAGAAGUGGUGGGUGAAACUAAUACUGAACUUUCACAAGCAACACAACUGACACUAGAAGAGCUUGCUCCAGCACCAACCAGCAAUCAAAUAUUUGGUGAUCUUGAUUCAAUUAUGGUAGAGUACGAACGCCAACAGCAAGAGAUUCAACAGCAUAACAAAACAGAAAAAGCUCGACAGGAAGCAGAUCUUAUGGAGAAAGUAAGGCGAAGAAGAUCAAGAAAGAUGAGGGCGAUGCAACCCUAGAUGAUAAUAUUGAAAUAUUUACUUUUUUAAAUGGUAAAAUGCCUAUUUUCUGUACAUCUAAGUGACCUUAAUAAUUCUACUGAAGAAAAUAUGUAUAUGUGCUUGGGUGAAUAUUAUCAUGAUUAUUAUUUAUUACUUGAUUUAAUGAUUAAACACCUACAUUUUUAUUAUUAUUUGUAGUUUGCACUAGCAUUGAGUUUUUAAGUGGUUUUAUAAAUGUUUCUAAUUUUAACGUGACAUAGUGUUUUCUUGUUACAGUAUUAUCUUCCCACUUUGCGUUUACCUAAAAUUUGUGGCUUCCCAUUAUUAUGCGUAGGUUUAAACGCGCGUCAUUAAAGGGGAAUACCAACGCAAAAUCAAAA